CGACAUACUCAAACAAGCUUCCAGCUGCUAUUGCUUCCUUCUCAGCCUACAAUGCUAGGAACCUGCCUCAAAUGUAAACAAGCAGAGGUUCCUGUUGUCCUUGCACGUAAAGAGAGCUACUGUCAUGCAUGCUACCUACAUUUUUGCCGUGCUAAAUAUCGUCGAGCGAUGGAUGCUUUUCGUCUCACUUUAGCAGAUCAUGCACGCUUACCCACCCUACUUGCUGUGUCUGGUAGUAUUGCUUCAUGCGUACUCGUGGAAAUGGUGCAUGGUGUUGUUGAACGGACGCAUGGCGCGUACGAUAUGCCUGGUAUUCUCCAUAUUGAGCUGGAUGGCUUCAAACACAUCUCAGAGAAGCGUCAACGACGUCUGGCAUGGUUAAAGGAGCGGUUUCCUGAGAUGCAGUGGAUAACUGUGCCACUUGAGAAGCUCGAGUCACUUGCCACUGAGCAAAUCGUGCUUGUACCGGAUGCGAGCGACGGUACUCCCAGGUUGGUUGGCAAUGUGUCCAGAAAGCCACUUUCCCUCAAGACGUCCUUCUCUGCACUAUCCAGCCAAACGGCACAGGAAGACAUGUUGGGUGUAUACAUUGAUGCUUUACUCUUCCAUGAAACCAAACAAGCCGGUGCGCACUGCCUGCAAUUCGCAGAAACGGCCACCAAGAUUGCUGCAAAAGUACUCACACAAACGGCGUUGGGACGCGGCUAUACGCUUCCCUCACACGUUGCUGAUUCUACUCAACGGGACGGUGUUUGGGCUGUUCGACCGAUGAAGGGAUUAUUGGAGGAGGAGUUAUCCUUGUAUGCGUCCUUGAUUGGGAUGCCUGAUCCCGUGGAGGACGAGGUUUCCGGUAAGCCCGGUAGUAUUGGGACACUGACACAACGUUACUUCAGGACACUUGAGAAGGACUUUCCGAGUCUAGUGGCGACGGUUGUGAGGACGACGGGGAAGUUGGUGACGCCUGAUCAGACGGCGGAUGAGAAGACUGGGCAGUGUCCUGUCUGUGGAUUGACUACGAAAGUGGGUGCGCGUGGGUGGCUACAGGAUGUCACUGCAAAUGUGCAAGCACCUAUUGAAGGUCAGCCAGUGCCUGAGGAUGUCCUUGUUCUUGGUGGUCCUGCAGCGGAAGAGGAGGACUUGUGCUAUGGGUGCUUGGUUGCACUUCGGCAUACUCGAGGCACCACGAAUCUGAUCAAGAUGCCGCUGUCUCAGUCAGCUACAGAGAAGGAGACGUUGGAUGAGUACUUGCUGGCUGAAGAGUGAGGGACCUGCUCAAUGCUGCUGAGUUCUUCACAAAGACACCGCUACACGCAACACCACGCUCAUCCUCCUUUGCUCUGUUCGUCAGUUCAGCUCUUGCUCAUCAGUCUCAGCACACAGCUACACUCGCUACUACAGACUCACAAGCAUGCAUCUCAUCAGCAUCACAAACAUCCUGGGACUCGCUGGCUUCGGCAUGCCCUCCAUCUCAGCCCAGUCUAGCACUA
Molecule: messenger RNA, 1487 nt
Organism: Protomyces lactucae-debilis
Lineage: Eukaryota; Fungi; Ascomycota; Taphrinomycetes; Taphrinales; Protomycetaceae
Exons: 1
Coding region: 52-1263 (403 amino acids)
Biological process (GO): tRNA wobble position uridine thiolation
Cellular component (GO): cytosol
Molecular function (GO): tRNA binding; sulfurtransferase activity
Source: RefSeq, a predicted model, not a curated record